AUGGAGAAGCGUAAGCCCGCCGGACUGCUGCCCCUGCGGCCGUGCCAUCUCCGCACCGAGCCCCUGGACCUGCCGGGGACCCUGCCCCUGCCCUGCCUGGGGGACCCCCUCAGGGUCUCGUGGCGCCUGCACGCCGCGUGCUGGGAGCGGGCGCCCCAGGACUGCGCCUUGGAGCCCGCCUUCCUCCGCAGGCGCAACGAGCGCGAGCGGCAGCGGGUGCGCUGCGUGAACGAGGGGUACGCGCGCCUGCGGGACCACCUGCCCCGCGCGCUGGCCGACCGGAGGCUCAGCAAGGUGGAGACGCUCCGCGCCGCCAUCGGCUACAUCAAGCACCUCCAGGAGCUGCUGGAGCGCCACGCCCGGCGGCAGGAGGGCCCCAGGCAGUCCUAUAUGGGGGUAGGGGGUGGGGAGUGGGGCCCGGACAUCAAAGGAGGGAAAACUGGAUAUGAUGUCAUCCCGACACUGGCCUCAUGA
Suricata suricatta (meerkat) is the source of this 474-nucleotide messenger RNA. It is a transcript of the gene ASCL4, whose product is annotated as achaete-scute family bHLH transcription factor 4. Gene Ontology annotation, biological process: developmental process; regulation of transcription by RNA polymerase II. Lineage: Eukaryota; Metazoa; Chordata; Mammalia; Carnivora; Herpestidae. The record is from RefSeq and is a predicted model, not a curated record. The transcript is spliced from 2 exons. The coding region runs from base 1 to 474 and encodes 157 amino acids. Gene Ontology annotation, molecular function: RNA polymerase II transcription regulatory region sequence-specific DNA binding; protein dimerization activity; DNA-binding transcription factor activity, RNA polymerase II-specific.